AUGGCUCAGGUAUGGAAAAGAAAAUCCCAACAAAAGUUCGUCGUUGAAAAACAACCAAAUACUAUACCAAGAUGUUCCGACGAAACCAAGAUUUCAGACAAAAGCAAGAUUCUUCCUCAUGGUUGGAUUGAUUGUCAAGCAGUUGGUGACCUAAUUGAUAAUUACAUAAUCCCAUCCAAACUUCCUCUCGGAGAAUCCUUGCACAAAUUCAUCCAACCAAGUAAACCUUAUUCAUCAAGGCAAGUAAUCGAGCAACAAAGACUACUAAACAGAGAAUUAGGUCUGGUUAUCGAUUUGAUGAACAAAGGAGAAGAAUCCCACAACAAUUCGUCUUUGGAAUGGAAAGAGUUUGGUGUAAGGUAUGUCAAGAUUCCAUGUAAUGGAGUACCUGAUAAUAAGUCCGUCAAUGAUUUCGUGUACCAGGUGAUGCAAUUCAAUUACAAGUUCAAUUACGAUGAGACGCAGCCCAAGAAGUGUGUUCUUGUGCAUUCUGCUGAUGGGUAUAGCCGUACUGGUUAUAUGAUUGUGCAUUAUCUUAUACGGUCGCAUUUGAUGACUGUCACCGAGGCAAUGCAAUUGUUUCAUGAUGCACGGCCUCCAGGAAUUUAUAAAAAGGACU
This is a messenger RNA of Papaver somniferum (opium poppy), 619 nucleotides long. RefSeq names its product mRNA-capping enzyme-like. The record is from RefSeq and is a predicted model, not a curated record. NCBI's taxonomy places the organism in Eukaryota, Viridiplantae, Streptophyta, Magnoliopsida, Ranunculales, Papaveraceae. Gene Ontology annotation, biological process: 7-methylguanosine mRNA capping; dephosphorylation. The annotation marks the transcript as partial. Gene Ontology annotation, molecular function: protein tyrosine/serine/threonine phosphatase activity; mRNA guanylyltransferase activity. The transcript has a single exon.